AUGCCUGUUUUUAUCCCCGAGAGAGAUAUUCCAAGGCUAUCAGGCAAGAUUAUCCUCAUCACGGGAGGUACCUCAGGCAUAGGCCGCGAGACAGUGCUUGCCCUAGCCCGCCAUGACCCCUCCCACAUCUACUUCACCGGCCGCAACGCCACGGCAGCCACAGCCAUCAUCUCUCAAGCGCGAGACCUCAACACCACCUCGCCGCCCCAGCUCACCUUCAUCCCUCUCGACCUCGCCUCCUCGCGGGAGCAUAUCCGCGCUGCUCUCGUGAGCUACUUCCACUCCUCCCGUCUCGACAUCCUCAUCGCCAACGCCGGCAUCAUGGGGACGCCGCCGGGCCUUACAGAGGAGGGCUGGGAGCUGCAGUGGGGCACGAACUACAUGGGCCAUACUAUCAUGCUGCACCUCCUGCGGCCCCUCCUACUGCGCACGGCGUCUGCAGACGGUGCGGAUGUGAGAUUCGUGUGUGUCUCCAGCCUUGGGCACAAAUCCGCGCCGGCGGGCGGUGUGCAGUUUGACAACCUCAAGAGCCCUGACGCUGUCAAGGGUGAGUUCGCGAGGUAUGGCCAGAGCAAGCUUGCCCAGAUCUUGCUGUGUAGGGCUAUGGCGAGGCACCAUCCAGAGAUUGUGUCGUUGUCUGUCCACCCUGGCUUGGUGAAGACGGGUCUGCUGGGCAGCACGAAGCAGUCGGCGCUGAAGCUGCUGUUCCAGGCCACGCCGUUCAUGCAAAAGAGCGCCAAGGAGGGGGCUUACAACACAUUGUGGGCGGCGACGAGCGACAGAGACGGUCUGGUCAACGGGGCAUAUCUUGAGCCUGUGGGGAGGAUGAAGGGGGCCUCGAAGAUAUCAGAGAGUGAUGAGUUGGCCGAGAGGCUGUGGCAGUGGACGGAGAACGAGCUCGAACGCCUGGAACUACUUUAG
Molecule: messenger RNA, 921 nt
Organism: Cryphonectria parasitica EP155
Lineage: Eukaryota; Fungi; Ascomycota; Sordariomycetes; Diaporthales; Cryphonectriaceae
Product: NAD(P)-binding protein
Exons: 2
Coding region: 1-921 (306 amino acids)
Source: RefSeq, a predicted model, not a curated record